AUCAGUUACAAGAAAUUCCAUGUUUCCUUUUAUUAAAAUAUCGCCAAGGUUAACAAUGUCGCUCGUGGCAGAAACACUGACUCAGGCGUUACGUCGUACCGUAUCGAAGGACACUACCAUUUCUUUAUUACGGGCGAUUUUCUUAUCGACAAGGGAAAACACGAGUAGAAAAAUUGCUCGAGCUGCACGAAGGCAGUUAUAAGAAAAUCGUAGAAAGAUUGGAAAAAAAUUGGCGAAGCAAGGAAAUUGACCGAAGUUCUACGAGCGAAAGUUUUCGAGUAUCUUCAGAUCACGAUUUAUUCAUGCGAGACGCUUCACGCACAUACGAAUUGAUAGAUGUGAAAUUGAAAGGUGCACUUAUACUUCCGGGUCAUGUUACUUCAAUCUUCGAAUCUCGAAACUAUUUUCAUUAAAGUUUCACGAGAUAGUAACAGUUUACCUACGGACGAUCGUUCCAUCUGGUUUUUCACGCAAGCGCCAAUGAUCGUUGCCCUUGGCUGUUGUCUGCAACCGUUCGAACAGUGUUCGAACAGUGUCCUACGAAACUCACCGUUCGGAGAAAUAAAAAGUCGUAUUAUCAGCCGAUAUGCUCGAAAAUAUUGCGAAUUAUCGUAACGUCCACUACAAAUCGGACACCGAAUACGUGUACCACGUAGCAAAAACGUUGUUGACGGUGAUCGGAAUCUGGCCUAAAGAGGAUACGUUCCCGAAUAACAUUAAAAUGUACGUCCAAACGGCGGUCGUCUUUUUCCUCAUGUGUUUCCUAUUGAUACCGCAUGUGAUUUACACGUACUUCGACUGCGAAAACCUGACCAAGUACAUGAAAGUGAUCGCCGCGCAGGUUUUUAGCCUUUUGGCGAUCAUCAAGUUUUGGACGGUGAUUACCAACAGAAAGGAAAUCCGAUUUUGCUUGAACGAGAUCGAAGUACAGUACAGGGACGUGGAAUGCGAGGAGGAUCGGCUGGUAAUGACGAAUUGUGCAAAGAUCGGCCGAUUUUUCACCACGGUGUACUUGGGGCUUAGUUACACCGGUGCUCUCCCCUAUCACAUUAUUUUACCUCUGAUAUCGGAGAGAAUCGUGAAAGAGGAUAACACCACUCAGAUACCUCUGCCUUACUUGAGCGACUACGUUUUCUUCGUGAUCGAGGACUCGCCGAUCUACGAGAUGACGUUCGUCUUGCAAAUAUUCAUCAGUAGCCUCAUACUGUCUACGAAUUGUGGCAUUUAUAGCUUGAUCGCCUCCAUCACGAUGCACAGCUGCAGCCUGUUCGAGGUGACCAAUAGAAGAAUCGAGGCGCUUUGUAAAUGGAGUGAACAGGAUUUACGUGACCGCGUUGUCGAUGUCGUUCAGUACCACCUGAGAGCAAUUGAAUACUCUGCGUUGAUUGGGAAAUGCCUUAGCAUUGUAUUUCUAUCGGAGAUGGUCGGCUGUACCAUUAUAAUAUGCUUUCUAGAAUUCGGUGUGAUUAUGGAACUGGAAGAUCAGAAAACGUUGAGCAUGAUAACAUAUUUUGUACUAAUGACAUCGAUCUUCGUAAACGUGUUUAUAAUAUCGUUCAUCGGCGAUCGUCUCAGACAAGAGAGCGAAAGAAUAGCAGAAACGUCGUACUUUUUACCAUGGUACGAUUUUCCAGUGGACGUGGCGAAGGAUAUACAGACGAUCAUUCUCAGAACUUAUCUACCGUCGAGUUUGUCUGGCGCCAAGAUAUUGAAUCUCUCGCUGCAAGCAUUUUGCGACGUCUGCAAAACUUCGGCAGCUUAUUUCAAUUUUCUGCGAGCAAUGACAGCAUGAAGAUUCACGCAAACUUCGAAAUUCAGAAGAUGUCUAACAACGUGUCCGUAAAUAAUUUAAUUGAAUAUAAAUCUUAACAUACUGCACAUAAAAAUGU
This is a messenger RNA of Frieseomelitta varia, 1889 nucleotides long. RefSeq names its product putative odorant receptor 92a. The coding region runs from base 587 to 1792 and encodes 401 amino acids. Gene Ontology annotation, biological process: sensory perception of smell; detection of chemical stimulus involved in sensory perception of smell. Lineage: Eukaryota; Metazoa; Arthropoda; Insecta; Hymenoptera; Apidae. The transcript has 5 exons. The record is from RefSeq and is a predicted model, not a curated record. Gene Ontology annotation, molecular function: olfactory receptor activity; odorant binding. Gene Ontology annotation, cellular component: plasma membrane.